Molecule: messenger RNA, 1555 nt
Organism: Somion occarium
Lineage: Eukaryota; Fungi; Basidiomycota; Agaricomycetes; Polyporales; Cerrenaceae
Source: the annotation of a GenBank genome assembly
GUAGCGAAUAGAAUUCAUUUGUUCGCUCUUUCCUCUCCCCCUCCACCUUCUCCCAUAAUCAAUUCCCUCCUCGGGGGCUCUCACUCUCUUUUGAUACACACGACAACAAGCACUCAUCAUGAAAUUUGUCGCUCCUUUUGCGUUCCUCUUCGUCGCGGUCGGCUUGGUCGAAGCUAGCCAGAACCACCAUGUCGGUAUUUCUCGACUCUCUGGAAGUCACCACAACCAUUUCAAGGGUCGUCACGACGUUGUCGGUGCUGUUACUCGCAGGGAUGAUGCUUCCGGCAGCAAGCGUCGCUGCAAAGCCAAGCCUUCGCCUUCCAGCAGCCCGGCGCCUCUACCUACGGAGACCCCUGCUGAGCCGGCUCCUACCCAGGCACCUGCCAAGGCCAACAAUGCCAAGUCCGAGACGAAGAACGAAGCCCCCAAGGAUACCCCCAAGGAGAACGACUUCUCCCCAGUUGCUGCAGCAUCGGGAUUGAUUCGAGUCGUUUCCAACAUCUGCGGCCAGAGUGGUGCUACAGACAAGAUUACCGCCACUUCCGGCCCUAAUGGACAAAUCGAUUGGCUCAAUUGCGGUCUCAAUGGAGGCGGUUGGAAUCCCCCUCAGGUUUCCGUUCAGGACCUUGUUGUCAAGGACCUCGCGCAGUCUCUCAAGGAACCAAACAGUCCCUUCAAGCCUUGCGAGCCUUUCCUUGGUCUGUUCGAGCAACACGCGCGCUCCAAUGGAAUCGAACCUAUCAUGAUCGCCUCCAUUGCCAUGCAAGAGAGUGGCUGCAAACCUAAUGUCGUUGGUGGUGCUGGUGAACAAGGUCUCAUGCAAAUCACCAAGGACAAGUGUGGAGAGGCACCCGGUGGCAACUGUCAGGACCCCGACUACAACAUUCGCAAGGGUACCGAAUUCUUCGCCAGCACCCUCAAGGCUAACGGCGGCAAUGUUCUUUUGGCCGUCGGAAAGUACAACGGUUGGCACCUGGACUUGACAUUCGGCAAAGCAGUUGCUGCUGGUGAUGGAUCUUGCUGCCGUUGCCAAAACAACGUCGACUACUUGAUGCAAUACUUCAACGGUUGGUUGCAAGGUGUCAACCCCUACAAUUUGAAGCUCGGCAAGUACUUCAACCUCGACAAGUGCCCUUAAGCACCUCGCAUUGUUUGUCGUUUACCCAUUGACGACGACAUCAUAUACCCCUCAUCCUUUCCAUCAUGCGUAUACGACCUCUUCACGACGAGUCUCGCUGCAAAUGGACCUCAUAAGGAUUCCUGUGCAAUGUGCUGUUGCUGGCACGGCGGCACAAUUGCUGUUCAUAAUGCCAUCCACUCGACGUACAUAUGGUAUUAGAGCUAACUAUUCCUAUCUGCCUUGGUGCAGUAGUAGGUGCUGGUAAUUAGCAAAGCGAAGUCAUCACAUAGUCAAUUUGAAUACAGUUUUUGUCAAUAUGUUUGUUUCCGUGCGACGUAUACGAGGCCGUAGAAUAACUACAAUUGCCUAUAAAGAAAGACGCGCGUACUAUAUUGGGCGUGAGCAUGUCACUGAAGAGUCGAUUAUUCUCAGACC